Messenger RNA from Prunus armeniaca (apricot), 2322 nucleotides. The record is from the annotation of a GenBank genome assembly. NCBI's taxonomy places the organism in Eukaryota, Viridiplantae, Streptophyta, Magnoliopsida, Rosales, Rosaceae.
AUGCUUCGAACCCCACAUUGGUACGAUUCACAUGUCGCUAAGUUCCCUCUCUUUGCAUCACCCUUCUCUUCUCACAAUGGCUCUUCAUGUACUGUAGCUUCUCCUGUCCUUGACAUGGGAUUGAAGUUGAUUAAACAAGUAUCGGGUAGCAAUCAGCAAGGAAUUGCGAAGACCCAGGAUUGUGUCAAGCAUAGAACAGCUAAUGUUUACGGUCAGCGUGCUCAAGAACGCGUACUUGAGGACGAGGCCCCCCAAAUGUCAGAGACCAGUCCAUCAUGGAAAACUUUUCCAGGUCAAGCUUUUCCGCUGGGUGUAUCAGAAGUUGACAGUGGGACUAAUUUUGCUAUCUUUUCACAGCAUGCAACUGCUGUCACACUUUGCUUAUCACUUCCAGAGAGGCUUGGAAGGGUGGAUGGUGGAAUGAUGGAGUUCUCUUUGGAUCGUAAUGUAAACAAGACAGGUGACAUUUGGCACAUAUGUAUCAAGGAUUUGCCCCGGAGCAAUGUUCUCUAUGGUUAUCGUAUGGAUGGGCCACGAGGUUGGCAUGAGGGGCAUCGAUUUGACAGCAGAGUUGUGCUUAUAGAUCCUUACGCAAAGCUGGUUGAUGGCCGCCGGUUUUUUGGAGAUAGCAGCAAAAAGUUUUCUAAGUUUCUUGGAACUUAUGAUUUUGAUAGCUUGCCUUUUGCUUGGGGAGACAACUACAAGCUCCCAAAUAUACCUGAGAAGGAUCUUGUUAUAUAUGAAAUGAACGUUCGUGCAUUUACGGCCUCUGAAUCCAGUGGUCUGGAUCCAGAUAUUCGUGGUAGCUACCUUGGUGUGAUUGAGAAGAUUCCACACCUUCAAGAGCUUGGUAUCAAUGCAGUGGAGUUGCUGCCUGUCUUUGAAUUUGAUGAGUUUGAGUUUCAGAGGCGACCAAAUCCUAGAGAUCACAUGAUAAAUACAUGGGGCUACUCAACAAUAAAUUUCUUUGCUCCUAUGAGCCGCUAUGCUAGUGAUGGUGGAGGACCCCUUAAAGCUUCCCAGGAAUUUAAACAAAUGGUUAAAGCCUUGCAUGGUGCUGGGAUAGAGGUCAUUUUGGAUGUUGUCUAUAAUCAUACUAAUGAAGCUGAUGACGCCAACCCUUAUACCACUUCAUUUCGUGGCAUAGAUAAUAAGGUUUAUUACAUGCUGGACCUAAACAACAAUGGCCAAUUACUGAACUUCUCUGGCUGCGGGAACACAUUAAACUGUAACCAUCCCGUUGUCAUGGAGCUCGUAAUAGAUAGCUUAAGACACUGGGUCACUGAAUAUCAUGUGGAUGGAUUUAGAUUUGACCUUGCCAGUGUUCUUUGUCGGGGAUCAGAUGGAAGUCCGCUUAGUGCACCACCAGUUAUUAGGGCUAUUGCAAAAGAUUCCAUCCUAUCAAGAUGUAAAAUUAUUUCCGAACCUUGGGACUGUGGAGGCCUUUAUCUCGUUGGAAGAUUUCCAAAUUGGGACAGGUGGGCAGAAUGGAAUGGUAAAUACCGUGACGACUUAAGGAGAUUUAUAAAGGGCGACUCUGGUAUGAAAGGAAGUUUUGCAACUCGUGUUUCUGGAUCUGCUGAUCUUUACAAAGUGAAUAAGCGCAAGCCUUAUCACAGUGUUAAUUUUGUUAUCGCGCAUGAUGGGUUCACACUAUAUGAUCUUGUUUCAUACAAUUUCAAGCACAAUGAUGCUAAUGGAGAAGGAGGAAAUGAUGGAAGUAAUGAUAAUUUGAGCUGGAAUUGUGGUUAUGAAGGAGAAACUGAUGAUUCUACUGUUAAAGCUAUACGUUCCCGACAAAUGAAAAACUUUCAUUUGGCAUUGAUGAUAUCUCAGGGGACACCAAUGAUGCUGAUGGGGGAUGAAUAUGGGCAUAGUCGAAAUGGAAAUAACAACAGUUAUGGACAUGAUGCCGCUAUUAACCAUUUCCAGUGGGGACUGUUGGAGGCACGCAACAGCAAUCACUUCAGGUUUUUCAAAGAGGUGAUAAAAUUUCGACAAACACAUCGUGUAUUUGGUCGUGAUACAUUUCUUGAGAAAAAUGACGUGACAUGGCAUGAAGACAACUGGCACAAUUAUGAAAGCAAAUUCCUUGCAUUUACGUUUCAUGACAAUAAUGGAGGAGACGUCUAUAUGGCAUUCAAUGCUCAUGACUAUUUUAUUAAGGUUCCAAUACCCGCAGCACCAGUAAAGAGGAGAUGGUUUCGUGUGGUGGACACUAAUCUUGAGUCUCCCAAUGACUUCGUGCUUGACGGCGUCCCAGGCGUCAAAAGCACAUAUAACAUGGCCCCCUACUCCUCAAUUCUUCUUGAAGCAAAAUGA